UCUGCCAGGAAGGAGAAGCAGGAGAAGCAGGAGAAGAAGGAGAGGAAACAAAAGGAGAAGGAAGCAAAGGAGAAGGAGGAGAAGGAGAAGGAGAAGGAGAAGACGAAGGCCAAAGAGGAGCCGCCGAAGGAGAUCACCGUCAUCGACCCGGCAGGAAACACCUACUACUACUGGCUGUUUGUCAUCACCGUCCCCGUCAUGUACAACUGGACCCUGAUCAUCGCCAGGGCCUGCUUCGAGGAGCUGCAGACGGACUACGUGGUCUACUGGUUCAUCCUGGACUUCCUCUCUGACAUCAUCUACAUCGCCGACAUGAUCUUCAGAACGAGGACGGGGUACCUGGAGCAGGGUCUCCUGGUGAAGGAUGAGCAGAAGCUGCGUGAGCGCUACAUGAAAAGCUUCCAGUUCAAACUGGACCUGAUCUCCAUGAUUCCCACCGACGUGCUGUACUUGGUCCUCGGCCUGAAGUACCCCGAGAUCCGCCUCAACAAGCUCUUCAGGUUCAACAGGAUGCUCGAGUUCUUCCAGAGGACGGAGACCAGGACCAACUACCCCAACGCCCUCCGGAUCUCCAACCUCGUCAUGUACAUCGUCAUCAUCAUCCACUGGAACGCCUGCCUCUACUACUCCUUCUCCAAGGCCAUCGGCUUCGGCGCCGACAGGUUCGUGUAUCCCGACCCGUCAAAUCCCGAGUUUGGUCGUCUGGUGAGGAAGUACGCCUACAGCAUGUACUGGUCCACGCUGACCCUCACCACCAUCGGAGAAACCCCGCCCCCCGUGGAGAACUCAGAGUACUUCUUCGUCGUCACCGACUUCCUGGUUGGCGUGCUGAUCUUUGCCACCAUCGUCGGUAACGUCGGCUCAAUGAUCACCAACAUGAACGCCGCCAGAGCCGACUUCCAGGCUCGCAUCGACGCCAUCAAGCAGUACAUGAGCUUCAGGAAGGUAACUAAGGACCUGGAGAAGCGAGUGAUCAAGUGGUUUGACUUCCUGUGGACCAAUAAGAAAGCAGUGGAUGAGAGGGAGGUGCUGAAGUACCUGCCUGACAAGCUGAGAGCCGAGAUCGCCAUCAACGUCCACCUGGACACCCUGAAGAAGGUUCGCAUCUUCGCCGACUGCGAGGCCGGUCUGCUGGUGGAGCUGGUCCUGAAGCUGCAGCCUCAGGUCUACAGUCCAGGGGACUACAUCUGCAAGAAGGGGGACAUCGGCAGGGAGAUGUACAUCAUCAAGGAGGGGAAACUCGCCGUCGUGGCCGACGACGGAAUCAAGCAGUUUGUCGUCCUGAGCGACGGAAGCUACUUUGGCGAGAUCAGCAUCCUGGCCAUCAAAGGCAAAGCGACAUCAUUUCAGUCUGAUUCGCUGAGCUGUGCUGUCUUUGUUCUGCUCAUAAAGUUCUCUUCGACGUCCAGGUCUCCUUCUUCUCUGUCCGUGUGGGCAUCGCAGCACAUCUCGGCGUGCUGCUGCCACCUGUAGGUCAGGUGUGCAGUGGAAAACCACUGAUUUAGCUGCACGUGUGUCUUUUCCCGAAAGCAAAACGUUGUUAAGUUGAGUCUGUGACGUCUGACUCUCAGCAGAGCAAAGUGAUGGAAACGUAGGCAGGACGUGAGGUUGUUUCUCAUCCCUGACAGGCCGUCUCGCUCUUCAACAGGAAGUAAGGCAGGAAACAGGAGGACAGCCAACAUCAGGAGCAUCGGCUACUCCGACCUCUUCUGUCUCUCCAAAGACGACCUGAUGGAGGCGCUAACAGAGUAUCCUGAUGCUAAGGCCAUGUUGGAGGAGAAGGGAAGGCAGAUUCUGAUGAAGGACGGGCUGCUGGAC
This is a messenger RNA of Scatophagus argus, 1818 nucleotides long. It is a transcript of the gene cnga1b, whose product is annotated as cyclic nucleotide gated channel subunit alpha 1b. The annotation marks the transcript as partial. Gene Ontology annotation, biological process: monoatomic cation transmembrane transport. Lineage: Eukaryota; Metazoa; Chordata; Actinopteri; Scatophagidae. The transcript is spliced from 9 exons. Gene Ontology annotation, cellular component: intracellular cyclic nucleotide activated cation channel complex; plasma membrane. Gene Ontology annotation, molecular function: cGMP binding; intracellularly cGMP-activated cation channel activity; protein-containing complex binding. The record is from RefSeq and is a predicted model, not a curated record.